AUGCAAUAACUAUUUUUUACACAGCCAUUGAAUGUUGCUUCAAAAAAAACAAUAUUCAAUGAAGAAAGAUAGAUAAUAGAGAUUGAAGCUAAAGAAGAGCAAGAUGAUAAAAAUGAUGAACAAACUUUGAUCUUAAGCUAAAAAAAAUAUCAAGUCAAAAAGCAAUUAAGACAGCUGCUUAAUAAUAAAUAAAACAUAUACUUGAAAGAAAACCUAGCCAGUCUUAAAAAACGUAAAAUAUUAGAAGGUUUCUCAGGAGAAACUCCGGCUCCAGUUUAAUAAUGCUUUUCCUUUUUCAGCUAAGCAUUGUAAAAUGCUCGUAGUCUUAGACUUAGAUCCUUAGAUAUCUCAGGAAUGGACAUUCACCCUCUAUUAGCAAUUGAAAUCGGGUAGGGUUUAUAACAUAAUGCCUCAUUAAGGGAGAUCAAUAUUUCAGGAUGCAAAAUGAAUAGUUUCUGCUUGCAAUACAUAUUUUCUUCCAUAACUAAUCAUAAAACUCUUUAAUCUAUAAAUUUAUACAACAAUCAAGGAUUUACUAUAGACCUAAUGAAUGACAUUAGCUAAUUUGUUUUUAAAGGGAAAAAUCAUCUUAAAAAACUCAAACUGACCCAUUGCAACAUAUCAAAUACAGCCAUGAGUUAUUUGUUAAGAAAUUUAAAAUAUUCUGAAACUAUUAAUGCUUUAGAUAUCUCAAUGAUGUAGUUUAAUACAGAAGUUUUAACAAGUUUAGGGAUUGCAUUAUAACAUUAUAAGGGUGAUAAAGUUUUAGAAUAUUUAAAUGUCUCUGAUACUAAUAUCAAAAAUGAGGGAUUAGACACUUUGGCAUAGAGAGUAAGUUGGAAUAUGAGGAAGAUAAAUUUAAAAGAACUGGUUUUAAGAAGAAACUUUAUUCAUUAGGUAGGUAUCGCAUCUUUAGAGGCUUUUUUAAGAAAGAUAUCACAACUAUAGAAGUUAGAUCUCUCAAAUAAUAAAAUAGAAGAAUUUACUUGCUAAGACUUACUUCAAAGAAAAAUGUAUGAAAUUAACCUAAGUAAUAAUGUCAUAAUGUGUUUUCCACCUUAGUUUUUUAUGAAUACUCUUGUAGUAAAUCUAUCAAAUAAUAAUAUAUCCAGCUAAGGAGCAUUUCAAUUGUCAAGCAUUCUUAGGUAGAAUCCUUUAUGGGUUGAACUCAAUUUAUCAAACAACUAAUUGAAAAGCGAAGGAUUUAAUUCAUUAAUCUUUGGUUUGAGGGAUAAUAGAAUGCUCAAAAAACUAAUAGUUGCGAAAAAUUAAUUGGAUGGGGAAGCUAUCAUUUGCUACAUGAUAAAUCAUGAAUAAGUAUAUUUUGAGCAUUUGGACAUUUCAUUUAAUCAAAUAAGACAUGCCAUUAUAUUUGUGCUCUUGAAAUUUAUAAAGAGUGGAUGCCUGAGAUGUUUACGAUGUUCCUAUUUAGAAAAAGAGGAGGAAAUUCGCAAAGUAGACUAAAAUGUUGAUUAAAAUGCGAAAUUUAUUAAAUAAGAUGAACAUUAAUAAAAAUCGAAUAAUGCAGCAUUUUAACUAACAUCAUUUAAUUUAAGGGAAUUAGAUUUCCAUGGAAAUAAGGAGAUUUUUACUCCUGUUGUGGCUUCCCUAUCAACUUAUUAUAACAAAAUAGAGAAACUAGAUUUAUCUUCUUGUGCCCCUAUUACAGACCAAGACAUAGAAUUGCUGUGUUUGUUUUUAAGAAAGUCUACCAUAAUACAUGAUCUCAAUUUGAGAGAUCUAAAUUUAGGAAACAUGAAAAAGGAUUGUAUCAAAAAAUUAAGUGAGGCCUUGUUUAAUAGUAGUAUCAAAUAUUUGAAUUUAAGUAAAAAUAGAAUGUAUAAGUAAAUUAAAAGACUCUUUAAUUCAAACAAUUUAGGAUCAAAUUACAAAUUAGAAGUUUUAGAUUUAAGUUAUAAUUAUUUGGAAGCUAAACAUGCUCCUAAUAUAGAAAAAAUGUUAAUGUCUCUUAAAAAUUUAUAGGAGGUGAAUUUCUCUAGAAAUUGCAUUAAUUUUGAAGGGUUGGCUGCUAUCAAUCGAUCUUUAUUUGCCAAUCGAACUCUAAAGAGAUUGAAUUUGUCCUAUCAGAAAUUGAGUGCAGAUGAUUUAUUGAUUCUAAGUUAAACUUUAGGAAAUGAAAGCCUUUAGGAACUAAACUUAGCCAAUAACCCAUACACGACAAAAUUAAAAACAUUCUUUUAUUAAUGUUCAACUCAGAAACAAGAAUUUUUGCAUUUAUCUUAAGUUUAUUUUGAUAAUGCAAAUUAUCAUAGUCUAAUGACAAUAAUAGAAAAUCAAAAGAGGAAUCUGUUCGGUGUUAAUUUGGAUUCUUGUAUCUUCUAAAAUAAAGACUUUUGUAAAUUUUUUGAGCAUCUUUCAAAAAGCAGAAAGCUUACAUACUUUGCAAUUAAUUACAAUCCUACAAUAUAUAAGGAUUUAGAAGGUACUAUUAGUUUAAUAUCGAAAUUGAAAAAUUUAAGGAUUUUAAAAUUAAAUUAGGUAUCUUUAGCGGACUGUUUCGUUAAUGCUCUUCAAGAUUGGUUUUCCAAAAUUGGAUGCUGCAAUUUAAACACUUUAGAUUUGAGUUAAAAUAAAUUAUAACAAUUAUGGUUGAAUAGUUUAUGUUUAGGGAUAAGUAAUAAUUCUUCAUUGAGGAAUUUUAUGUUAAACGAUUGUAAUUUAGGAUUCCUGAAUCUUACACCUUUAGGUAUAGCAGUUUCAUAAAAUAAAACUUUGGAAGUCUUGGAAAUCGCAAAGAAUUAGAUUAAGAAUAAUUUAGAUAAUUUCUUAACAUCGGCUUUGGAGAAUGCUUAAACUUGCAGAUUAGAGGAAUUAAAUUUAGCAGAAAACCCGUUGGAUAAGCAAUCAAUUUUAGAUUUGUUUAUUCCAAGAAUAUUAAAUAACAUGAAUGGCAAAAAUAUUAAAUUAAGGUAUUUAAAUUUAGCCAACUGUCAUUUACAAAUAGAUUUAUUCAAAGAUAUUUUACAAGGCCAACAACUAUAUAAAGAUAAUUACUCCUUUUAGCAUAUACUUAGUUUAAGCUUAAGCAAUAAUUAAUUAGGUGAUAACGUAGGAUAACAAUUAAAAUAAAUCAUUCAAAGCUCAACGAAAAUGAAGGAAUUAUAUUUACAGAAUAAUCUAUUUACAAGCAAUGGAAUGAUUUUAAUUUUUGAAGGAAUGUUUGCUAACCAAACUAUUAGAACUAUCAAUAUUAGCAGUAAUAAAUUGGAUGAUAUUUGGGUUCUAAAAUUAUAUGAGUAAAUCUAAAAUAAAGAAUUAAGUAAUUUAGAGUUUAUUAUGCUCAGAGAUAACAAUUUCACAAGAAUAGGUUUAAAGAAAUUGGCUUAGAUAAUAUUUAAAAUAAGAAACCUAUUCAUUGAUAAUAUAUGGUCAGAAUUGGAUGACAGUGAUGCCGAUAUAAUAUUACAACAAUAUACUAGGAUAGGAUAAACCUAUAAAUUAGAAUAAUCUGCUAUUCCUUAGUUUUUAAAGGAAAUUUAGAUAUAAAGAUCCAAUUUAACUGAUAAGUUUUGUGAGGUUCUAGGAAAAUAUUAUCCAAUGUUAGGCUUUAUUGAAUUUAUUGAUAUUUCUGAUAACCCUUUCAUCACAAUGUAUGGAAAAGUUUAUUUAUUUUUUCAUUUAUUUGAUACAAGUUAUGAAAGGCAUUAGUUAAAAGCUAUGUACAUAACAGAUUCUCAAGAAACAAGAAAAUUAUUUGAUGAUGGCUUGCUUAGAUAUCUAACCCUCAGAUUUCGUAAUUUUUUAUAUCCUCCAACUGAAAUCAAUGUUAUAAAGAAGCAAAAUAGUAAAGCCGAGGUAUUUGGAGUUCCAAACAAUUAACUUGACUCACAAGUGGGUGUCCAGUAGAUUAUAGGAGGUAUGUGUGGAUCCUGGUUGAUCCAUAAAAUUAAUAAGCUGAUGGCUUAUUUGGAUUAGAUAGAGCCUCCUUAGUUCAUAGUUAGUACACUCUUUAUUGGGAAAUUCCGAAGAAAUAAUAUUAAUAUUAAAAUAAUUGUUAUGAUAUUUUGGAUUACUUUCCUUGCAAUUAACUUGUUAUAAUUUUUAUAGAUUCUAAGUAGUCAAUAAAAACCAUUAGAUACUAUAUUGAUAGAUUAUAAUUAAACAUGUCCUGUUGAUAUGAAACACUAGACGGAAGAGUGUAAAAAUUUUGGUUACUCAAACUUUAUUAGCGAUGUAUAUUAUUUCGUCAUCGUAUUUGCAUCAACAAUUGCGAUUGAAAUAUCAUAAAUUAUUGUUACUGUUACGUUGAGAAGAAAAAUUUAGCCUGCAUUUUAAAUAGUGCAUCCAUCAUUAUUAAAAUAUCUUCACUCUUAAUUUCCACAUCAAAAAGAACUAUUUUUGAUGUUAUUUUCAAUUCUCAGUAAAAUAGGAACUUUCCCUGAAAGAAUAUUUUUAUCAUAUUUGUUAGUGCUAACAGAUGAUGGCUUAGAUUAUGAACCAGUUUAUUUUAAAUUGCAAGUUUAUAAAUAUAUUCUUGGGAUUAUUAUUCUGCUGAGAUAUGGAGAAACACUUUUAAUUUCGAUAAUUAAUUUAAUCAAAUUCAUGAUGGCAACACCAAGAAAAGACUAGGCUUUCUACCUGUCUUUAUUAUAAAGAAAUUUCCAUUACUAAAGCUACUAUGUUUUAAGUGAUAUAUUAGUUUCAUUAUGCCCAGUCUAAGGGUAUUAACUAACUAAAGCUAUCAAAAUAAAUUAUGAAAUAAUAGUCGAAACAUAUAGAAUUUUAACUAUAGAAUUGUUUUUAAUAAUUUUUAUUAGUUUCUUUUCAAGAGAGUUCAAUUACAUCAAGUAAUAAAAAUUUGACAAUACUGAUCCAUAUUGGUUUUUAAGUGGAUGGAUAAUUCUGACUUUGAUUAAAGCUAUUGUAACUAUAAUAAGUUCAUUAUUCACCAUUUUGACUGUAAGACCAGCAGUUGUUAAGCAACAUGGUUUUAAUUAAGCCUUAGCCAUUAAGAAAUUUUAUGAAAACAAAAGUGAAUUUGUUAGACCAUCUAACAUUAAGAUUGAGUAUCAUUUACAAUGUUUUGUGGAAAGAGAAAAGGAAAAGCAAGCAGAAAAAAUAGGAACACAAUAUGUUCUCGAUAACAGUGCUAGUUUAUAAAAUAAUUCUUAGAACCUAGAGAAUGAAAUCAAAUUUGAAAUGCAAAAAAGCAAAAUGGAUGAAAUUUAAGAAGACGUAAAAUUAGAAGCUAUAGAUGAAGAGGAUUCUCUAAACGAUGACCCAAAUAAAGUCGAAAAAGAUUCAGGUAAUAAUAAUAACUAAUUAGAAGAGUUUUCAUAUUCUUAAAUAGAUUAUUAAGAGCCUCCACACUAUCCUUUAAGACAAGACAGGCCCAAGUUUAAAUAUGUAAUUUGA
Molecule: messenger RNA, 5376 nt
Organism: Paramecium tetraurelia
Lineage: Eukaryota; Ciliophora; Oligohymenophorea; Peniculida; Parameciidae
Exons: 6
Biological process (GO): activation of GTPase activity; nucleocytoplasmic transport
Cellular component (GO): cytosol; perinuclear region of cytoplasm; nucleus
Molecular function (GO): small GTPase binding; GTPase activator activity
Source: RefSeq, a predicted model, not a curated record